AUGCGGCCAGAGGUGGAAGGCUGCGGUUUAGUGGACACUCACUUCUCCAGACGCGGACACGUAGACCGUCACGCGCGCACGAUCUGGCCCAACAAGAACCAAACCCAAAUGCGACUGCUAAAAUCCCCUUGGAAUCCAAUUGCGCGUGUAUUUGACGCAGCAAAGAGGAGGAGACGGCCAGCUCCACGGUCCCCGGUCCUCACGCGGUGUCGCAGUGUAUGUAGCAGACACAGACUGGAUGUGGACCUGGACCUGGAUGUGGAUGUGGACGCAGACAGUUUGGUUUCCCUCCCGUGGUCGUUCUCUGCUCGGAUCGCGCGGUCAGAGCGCACGUGUGGAAUACCAACGCGGCACGGUGUGGUGCGGUCACUGCGAAAGAGGAGAGAGAGGAAAGGGGAGAGAUGGAAGGAGAGAGAGGGGAGAGGGGGGAGAGGAGAUGGGAGAGAAAGGAGAAAGAGGAGCGAUGACUGGGGCGACAGACAGGGGGAGACGAGAGGAGCGUGGAGAGAUGACAGGGGCGAGAGCAGGAGCGGAAAAGAUGAGCGAGAAAAGAGGGAGGAAAGAUGA
This is a messenger RNA of Knipowitschia caucasica, 567 nucleotides long. The record is from the annotation of a GenBank genome assembly. Lineage: Eukaryota; Metazoa; Chordata; Actinopteri; Gobiiformes; Gobiidae.